Stomoxys calcitrans (stable fly) is the source of this 1076-nucleotide messenger RNA. RefSeq names its product GILT-like protein 1 (gene GILT1). Gene Ontology annotation, molecular function: oxidoreductase activity, acting on a sulfur group of donors, disulfide as acceptor. The transcript is spliced from 4 exons. Bases 167 to 901 code for a protein of 244 amino acids. The record is from RefSeq and is a predicted model, not a curated record. NCBI's taxonomy places the organism in Eukaryota, Metazoa, Arthropoda, Insecta, Diptera, Muscidae.
CAGCAGUUGGGUUUCAAACAUCGCAGUGAGCGGUAAGACAAUUCGGUAGAUCUCAAUUGGCUAGUUGACUCACUCUGGUGUAUAAAAUAAAUAAAAAAAUUAUACAAAAAUAUUUCUCCUUUACAUUGCGCAAAAGGAAAAGUUGAUACAACAAGAAUCAUUCAUUAUGAGCCAAAAAGUAUUGGGAUUAUUUGUGGCUUUCAUUGCUGUGGCCAAUGCACUAAAGGUGCCCAUCACUGUAUAUUAUGAGUCGUUGUGUCCAGAUAGCGCUAAACUUAUAACCGAGCAAAUCUUUCCGGCUGUGAAGGGAGAAUUUAGAGAGCAUGUUGACAUCACCUGGGUGCCAUUUGGCAAAUCAUCGUUUUCCACACAAGGUUCCGACGUCUUCUUCACAUGCCAUCAUGGACCCAACGAAUGCUAUGGCAACAAAGUGCAUGCCUGUGCAAUUGAACACAUUCAGGCAAACUCCUAUCAAGUGGAAUUCACCCGCGAGUCGCUUACAUUGGAUUUCAUCAACUGCAUGAUGAAAAUCGGCAAAAACUUCCCCGAUAAUGUGUAUCCUGGAGCCAAGUGUGCCCGCGAUAAUCAAAUCAACACCUGGGAGAACAUCCAAACAUGCGCCAACAGCACCGAGGGCAGUCAUUUGUUGCAGAAGCAUGGAGAGACCACCAUGAAAUUCAUGAACCCAUUGAAGAAUGUACCCACUAUUGUAUUUAAGAAUCAAUUCGAUAGCAAGGUCAACGAUAAGGCUCAAAAUGAUCUCGUUGGCGUUCUGUGCUCGUAUGUGUCUCAACCUAUGCCCAAGAUUUGUGCUAGCCGUAACUCAGCUGUUAGCAUGACUGCAGUUUCUACACCUUUCAUGGCUCUCUUGGCUUAUGCUUUGACCAAGCUUUUCUUUUAAAAUGUAUCUCUACAUGACCAACAUUUUAGCUUUAAAUCCAAAUGAUUUAAUCCGUCCCAUUGGUUAGCUACCGUUUUUAUAUAUAUUUUUAAAUAUAAUUAUUUUGUAUUUUCUAUAAUUACAGCAAGAUUAAAGGCUAUUUAUUUUUGCCCACAGAUGUUCUGUAGAAAAACUA